Molecule: messenger RNA, 1434 nt
Organism: Mycena indigotica
Lineage: Eukaryota; Fungi; Basidiomycota; Agaricomycetes; Agaricales; Mycenaceae
Product: C2H2-type domain-containing protein
Exons: 3
Coding region: 1-1434 (477 amino acids)
Source: RefSeq, a predicted model, not a curated record
AUGCCUGGGACGUGGACCAGCGCCGACCAUCUCGAAAUCUUGCGGAAGUCGCUCAAGGACGCCGUUCCUUACACAUGUGGCAUGCAUCCUGUGAGCAAGGAGCAGUUGGGACUCUAUUUUAGCACAGAUGGCGGGGAUGGAGCGCGAUAUAUUGACUUCGCAAGUUUGAAGGACGAUGCCCCGCUUGAAGCUCUCGCAGCCGCCUGCGACAAGGCCACUUUUGGCUCUGACUCCGGAGACGUCUUUGACGAAACAUAUCGGAAGGCGGGCAAGCUAGAUACGGACAAGUUCUCAACACGCAUUGACAUUGUUUCAUCGGGGCUUCUGGAUGCUGUCGCUCAGGACCUUCUUGUCGAGUUCCCCAAGAUAUUUGCUGCCAAAGUGGGAGGAAAGGUCGACGAGCAAGCAGAACCCAACCCUGAGGUGGCCCAUCCGCUGACACCGGAACGUGUGUUGCGUGCCGAAAUGUACAAGCUGAAUGUAUACGGUCCGGGGUCGUUUUUCAAGGCUCAUAAAGAUACACCUCGAGGAGAAGAUAUGGUCGGGUCGCUUGUCAUAAUCUUGCCGACACUGCAUAAAGGCGGAGCGCUAGUACUGGAACACGGAGAAGGUCGUUGGACAUUUGAUUCCUCCAACCGACUCGACCAACAUCGGGAAUCAUACCCAGAAACUCCUGCUGUCGCAUACAUCGCUUUCUUCAGCGAUGUUGUCCACAUUGUCGAGCCUGUGGUGUCAGGCUUCCGGGUCACCCUCACUUAUAACCUCUUUUUGUCUCCUUCGACUUCAAGUUCUUCGAUCCACAGAAUCACCCCUGCCGCCGAGCUCGCUUGCGAAACUUCCCUCCGCGCAUUGUUGUCCGACCCUACUUGGUUCAAAGAGGGAGGGCAUAUUGCAUUCGGCCUCUCUCACCAGUACCCGAUUCCUCGUGAUUCGGGAGACAGACAUGUCAUGCUCAAGCCAGAAGUCCUCAAGGGGGCCGAUGCCAGACUCAAGAAUGCUGCGCUGCGGGCAGGUCUUGCUCCUCGAUUGCGGCUAAUAUACCGCGUCGACGAGUACGAAGAGAUUCACGAAGGAUGGCCGCAGCGGCUUGUCGUGCUUGAUGAUGUGGCCGACAUGAGUUACUUCGAUGCCGAUGAGGGAUUCUCAUCCGUCGAGAUUGAGGAGCAAGGCGAAAUACUGAAAAAUUUGAAUGGCGAUGGGACUGACGCGGUUCGGCCGGCGACACCUGGGGACCGAUACGAAUAUCGAAGAGCACCGAAAGCUUUACCCAUCGGCGUAUACUGGGCCACUCCUCCAACUUGGAUGAAUCAAGCCAAGUCAUCCUACACGGCAAAUUACGGCAAUGACUAUUCGGAAGAUUGUGUCUAUGGAGACGCGGCACUUUUCAUAGCGAUUCCGCCGGCGACGGAUGCCUCGCGUUGCAUCAUGGAGUAG